AUGGGUGCACUCAAGACCCUGAGCGAAGUGUGGCCGCUUGGUAGGCGGACGUACACUGAGGUUGGGAUAAUUGCGCGCGAAAUCCUUGCGCUCGCGGACAAUGAUAUCAGUCCGUGGACAAGACCCGCGAGCUUCGACUUCGCGGGGAAUGGAGAGUUUAAGGACGCGGUCGAAAUGUUCGACGUCUACAAUAUAUUCGAUGAGCCCGAGGAGUGCGACUUUCUGGACGAUUUGCGGAGGCGUUAA
Messenger RNA from Uncinocarpus reesii 1704, 246 nucleotides. RefSeq lists its product as uncharacterized. Bases 1 to 246 code for a protein of 81 amino acids. The record is from RefSeq and is a predicted model, not a curated record. The transcript has a single exon. Lineage: Eukaryota; Fungi; Ascomycota; Eurotiomycetes; Onygenales; Onygenaceae.